Molecule: messenger RNA, 579 nt
Organism: Pseudocercospora fijiensis CIRAD86
Lineage: Eukaryota; Fungi; Ascomycota; Dothideomycetes; Mycosphaerellales; Mycosphaerellaceae
Exons: 9
Coding region: 1-579 (192 amino acids)
Source: RefSeq, a predicted model, not a curated record
AUGCCCUGGCCGCUUGCAUGGCUCACGACAGAUGAAGCAAGUUCGAUCGGGUCAAGAAAGGUGAAAGAUGACCCUGGGCCUAGACCCAAGAUCCCGAUUGUGUACCACCACGGCGAGUGGAGCAAGGGCAGUGACCAUCUCGCGCGGCUUGGCUUGAUCGAUGCGGCCGCUACGUCAAGGCUCGAAGAGGUUUUCUCCGAUGUUUGGGCAGGAACCGAGCCUGCACUCUCUGACACCCUGGUUCGAGAUACUGCGAAGGCAUGUCUGGCAGAUUUUAAGCGACUGCGGGAUACCAUCACGCGCAUGCGAUUGUACCGGCCCUGCGAGGAGUCGAGGACAGGCGCUCCCCUUCGCUGGAUGGAUGGCCGUAAAGGCAAAUCCAACCAAAGGGUACCAGAGCCGCGGCACGUCCGCACGUUAUGCAUAAAAGGAGAGGUUUUCUUCGGAGCGAAGCACGCCAGCAAAAAUGUGUCGACGCUUGUGAUCAAGCUACUUCGGGAUACCUGCAAGGAUGGCAGACCUGUUCACGAAGGCAGAGAGGCCUGUCGUAGCCACCCAAUCAUCAAUCGAGCAGUAUAA